AGGAUCUCCGAGCUAUGAAACACGGGUUCGAAUCCCUCCUCCGUCAUUUCCGACAUUGGUGCGAUUUUGAGAACCACUUUCUGCACCCUGGGGCUCCUAAUGUAUCCUAAAGUGCCCAGGAGUCCACUCAGGUUACCAGUUCAGGACAGUAGGAACUGGGAAGAAGGCUGCUGGUUGAAGAGGCUUUCACACAGCUUGGAGAUCCCAGUCGUGUGCUCUGGAGCCUCUGCCUCAGAGGCCCCUGCUGGACCCUUGGCUCCUCCUCCGACUUCUGUGCCUGCUACAGGCCUCCUUGCUGGAUUCAGGAUCUUGGUUGUAAGAGGUCUGUCAUGUGGGCACCCGGGCCGCGCACGCUGCAGCUGCUGCUGCUGCUGCUGGGCGCGGCGUGGGCGUGGGCGGGCGCCCCGCGCUGCACCUACACCUUCGUGCUGCCGCAGCAGAAGUUCACGGGCGCGGUGUGCUGGAGAGGGCCAGCGCCUGCGCGCCCCGCGCGGGAGGCGGUGAACGCCAGCGAGGUGGCGGCUCUGCGCAUGCGUGCGGGGGCGGGCCCGAGGGCGGAGCCUGCUGCCGCGCUGGCUCUGCUCGGCGAGCGCGUGCUCAACGCGUCGGCCGAGGCGCGGCGAGCAGCCGCCCGCUUUCAUCAGCUGGACGUCAAGUUCCGCGAGCUGGCCCAGCUGGUCAGCCAGCAGAGCAGCCUUAUUGCCCGCCUGGAGCGCCUGUGUCCCGGGGGCGCGGGCGGGCAGCAGCAGGUCCUGCCACCACCCCUGGUGCCUGUGGUUCCGGUCAGUCUGGUGGGUGGCACCAAUGACACAGCCCCAGAGUCCCAGAGAGACCAGACCCUAAGACAGCAGGGGCCCUUGGCCUUUGCCAUGACCGCAGGGCACCCUGCUGUCCCCACCAAACCAGCUGGCCCAUGGCAAGAUUGUGCAGAGGCAUACCGGGCAGGCCACAGGCAGAGUGGAGUGUAUGAGCUGCGACUACGCCGGCAUGUGAUAUCAGCAUGGUGUGAGCAACAGCUGGAGGGUGGAGGCUGGACUGUGAUCCAGAGGCGGCAAGAUGGCUCAGUCAACUUUUUCACUAACUGGCAGCACUAUAGGGCGGGCUUCGGGCAGCCUGAUGGAGAAUACUGGCUGGGACUUGAACCUGUGCAUCAGCUGACCAGCCGUGGGGACCAUGAGCUACUGGUGCUCUUGGAGGAUUGGGGGGGGCGUGGUGCACGUGCCCAUUAUGAUGGUUUCUCCCUGGAGCCUGAGAGUGACCACUACCGCCUACGGCUUGGCCAGUACCAUGGAGAUGCGGGAGACUCUCUUUCCUGGCACAAUGACAAGCCUUUCAGCACUGUGGAUAGGGACCGAGACUCCUAUUCUGGUAACUGUGCCCUGUACCAUCGGGGAGGCUGGUGGUACCAUGCCUGUGCACACUCCAAUCUCAAUGGUGUGUGGCACCACGGUGGCCACUACCGCAACCGCUACCAGGACGGCAUCUACUGGGCUGAGUUUCGUGGUGGGGCUUACUCUCUCAAGAAGGCUGCCAUGCUGAUCCGGCCCCUGAGGCUGUGACCAUCUGUUCAUCUGUCCCCCAGGUCUCAGGGGAUGUUUGUCAGCAGGAGCCCAAGUUGUCCUGGCCACACAUCCUUUGAGGUUCAGUAUGAGCCAUGUCCCAAAAUCCUUCCCACUGUGGAUCUGCUCCCUAGGACCCUGAAAAUAGGACCCAGGAAUUCCCCUGCCAACAUCUCCAAACCAGAUGGCUCCCCAAGGGCACUUAGAUCUCAGUUUGAGCUCAUAUUUUAUAACAACACAAAAUAUCUACAGA
Miniopterus natalensis is the source of this 1812-nucleotide messenger RNA. The record is from RefSeq and is a predicted model, not a curated record. Lineage: Eukaryota; Metazoa; Chordata; Mammalia; Chiroptera; Miniopteridae.